Dentiscutata erythropus is the source of this 732-nucleotide messenger RNA. The record is from the annotation of a GenBank genome assembly. Lineage: Eukaryota; Fungi; Glomeromycota; Glomeromycetes; Diversisporales; Gigasporaceae.
AUGAAACUUCAAAAUAAUCUAAAACAAUUUAAAAAGCUUAAUUGUCACACAGAAUUAUAUAAAGAAGAUCCAUCAAUUCUUAUACGACGUAGCUUGCGAAUAAGACGACAAAAAAAUAAACCAAUAUAUAAUUUUAAAAAGAAAUAUAUAUAUCGUAAAUAUUAUUAUGAUUCAAAACGAACAGAGAGCACUUCUUUAUCUUUGAUUAUAUUAGAUGAUAUUAAUGAUGAAUUGUUACAAGUAAAUAUGGAGCAAAAUUAUUAUAAUGUAAGUAUCGAAGGAAAGAAAUCACCGCUUCACAAAUAUUGUGAAAAUUGUCAUUCACCAAAACCAAAUGAUUUUUGUACUUUUUGUGAGAAGGAGGAAAUAUUAUUACGUUUAAGUGAGCAAUCUCAACGACAAAUGCAAUUUUGUGAAAAAUGUAAUUCGUUAUUUUCAAGUAAUUAUUGUAUUUCUUGUAAUAAUAAAUUAUAUAAAGAUAAAGAUUUUGAAGAAAUAGAAAAUGAAGAAAAAUCAAGUCAAUCUUCUAUUAUGAUAAUAAAUGAUGAAUAUAUUGAGAAAGAACAAGUAGCUUCUUCACAAAAUAGAGGAAUAUUUGAUUCUGUAAUUCAAAAAUAUUCUUAUACUCCAUUACAAGUUGGUUAUAUAAAUAAUAAUGAAAUUUUUUGGUCAGAUAAUGAAUUAUCAAUGAAUGAUAGCAGUAACAGUAAUUCAGAUUGUUCAGUUAUUUAG